GAGCUGCGUGUUUCAGGAGAAUGACUAAAAAGUUUAAGUCACUCAGACCUCCGCUUCCCCUUCUGCUUGCUGCAGAAAGAGAUGUAACCUGAAUCUUUGUUUAGGUUUUGGUUGGGGAGUGAGAAUUAAAAAGCCAGGGCAAAUGCAGAGAGCAGAUUUUUUUUUUUUUAAGUCAAAAGUUAACAGGCCAUUCCCAGUGUUGUUCCCCCCCCCCUUAAUACUAAAUCUGGAGUAAGUUGGCUUGCCCUGAUAAAGAUCUUAACAUGUACAGAAGGCGGGUUUUCCUUAAGGAGGUGAGGCUAUUCCUCCAGGAGAAGACUCCCCCCGCUUACACACACCCCCUUCCCUCCCUUUAUGUAAGGUUCCACCCUCUGGAAAACAAAACUUUUUUUUUUUUUCUUUUCCUGGAGGGACAGACCUCAGUGAAGUUGGGAUAAGAAUCUUAAGAACAGUCCACCAAGUGGUAACGGCCACAGCGGCCUCUUUGGACGAAGACUUGCUUGUAGUAUUCCUGCUCUUCUCGGUGUCAGCUUUUAUUAGUGCUUUGGGGUGGGGGAGGGGGGAAGAUCGGCAGACACGGACGGCCGCUGACCCUCUGGAGUUGGUAUGUGAUAAGCAGCCCUAGCAGUGCCAUGUAUUGGAAAAGCGAUCAGAUGUUUGUGUGUAAACUAGAAGAAAAGGACGUGCCGGAGCUGGCAGUUCCCACUGAGAAGCUCACUUAACCUGAGGCAUGGAGACUGUAAUUUGGGAGACGAAGCCUCAAGCCUAAGGCGUUCUCGGGUACAUUGCCCGGGGCUCAUGUCGGAGGAGUGCGGGAGGGUUGCAGCCCUGGCGGCCGGGAGGACUCGGAAAGGCGCCGGGGAAGAGGGACUGGUGAGCCCCGAGGGAGCGGGGGACGAGGACUCCUGCUCCUCCUCGGCCCCGCUGUCUCCGUCGUCUUCGCCCCGGUCCAUGGCCUCGGGCUCUGUCUGCCCCCCUGGCAAGUGUGUGUGCAACAGCUGCGGCCUGGAGAUCGUGGACAAGUACCUUCUCAAGGUGAAUGACCUGUGCUGGCAUGUUCGGUGUCUCUCAUGCAGUGUCUGCAGGACCUCCUUAGGAAGGCAUACCAGCUGUUAUAUUAAAGACAAAGACAUUUUCUGCAAACUUGAUUAUUUCAGAAGGUAUGGAACUCGCUGCUCUCGUUGUGGGAGGCACAUCCAUUCUACUGACUGGGUCCGGAGGGCCAAGGGGAAUGUCUAUCACUUGGCAUGCUUUGCCUGCUUUUCUUGCAAAAGGCAGCUUUCCACGGGAGAGGAGUUUGCUUUGGUGGAAGAGAAAGUCCUCUGCAGAGUGCAUUAUGACUGUAUGCUGGAUAAUUUAAAAAGAGAAGUGGAAAAUGGCAAUGGGAUUAGUGUUGAAGGCGCCCUCCUCACAGAGCAAGAUGUUAAUCAUCCAAAACCAGCAAAAAGAGCUCGGACCAGCUUUACAGCAGAUCAGCUCCAGGUUAUGCAAGCACAAUUUGCUCAGGACAACAACCCAGAUGCACAGACCCUUCAGAAACUGGCAGAAAGGACAGGCUUGAGCAGACGUGUGAUACAGGUGUGGUUUCAGAAUUGUCGAGCACGCCAUAAGAAACACGUCAGUCCUAAUCACUCCUCCUCUGCCCCAGUCACAGCAGUCCCGCCCUCCAGGCUAUCUCCACCCAUGUUAGAAGAAAUGGCUUAUUCUGCCUAUGUGCCCCAAGACGGGACGAUGCUAACUGCGCUGCAUAGUUACAUGGAUGCUCAUUCACCAACAACUCUUGGACUCCAGCCCUUGUUACCCCAUUCAAUGACACAACUGCCAAUAAGUCAUACCUAAUUCCUUUUUUCAGGGAUAGAAAUGAUUAAGGAUAUAAUCUUGUCAUUUAUUAUGUAUAAAAUACCAUUGAAAAGAUAUUAAUGUUAAUUUUUUAUUUAACACUCAAAGCAUUUUCAACAUCACUUUGCUAACCAGGUAUGUAUCUAUAGUUGGCCUGCAAGACACUUUUAUUGAGUCUUCAUUUUUUUGUAAAAUUUAUGUUUACAAGAAGAAAAUAAAUCAGAACUUUUUUUUGUAUUGUCUGGAAAUAGUUCACACUAGUGUGUAUCUGUUAAUUUAUUUGUCAUCAAAAGAGCACUUUGCCUAAAAGAAAGGACUGACAAGUGUGCAAAAUGUUUACAAUCCUUUGUGAAAUCGUAGUUUAUCAUUAGUUUGUAUCUGUAAGUUAUUGUUAUAAAUACUACCUGUAUUUUUUGUUAUAUACAACUUUAUACUUUGAAGCUUGUAUCUGUGAAUUCGCAACUGAAGUUUAUUUUGCCAAUGUUUUCUGAAUGAAUUGAAUAAAGCUUUUGUUGUAGCAUGCCAUGCAAACACAUUAUUGUGUUUGUGGUUGAUGAAUUAUGGCUGUAAAUAACACUAUAGUUUAAUAAGCCCACCACUCUAAGUUUAUUAAACAUUUUCCAUUCUUGUGAAAGUUUCAACCAGUCUGUCCUUUUGUGUGUGUGUUUUCAGCAUUAAGUUGACGUUAGUCUCAAAUAUCACAACUCUUAAUUUUAGAAAGUCAUUUUGUUUUGAGCUGUGUUUUGAGUAUAUUUUAAUAGGAAACUUAUUUGUAGAUGAUUGCACUUAACAAAAGAACACAUGAAAACAUCUAAUUUGGCAAAUUAUCCCUUUCAAACUAGCUAAUAAAAUUAAUGUGAAAGAAAAGAGCACUUUUCAAAACUACCUUUUUGCGUAUCCCAAGUCAGAAAAGAAAUAUGGGCCAUGAGAAUAUAUUCUUCAGGGGUGAAAAAGGAGAACUAAAAGUAUUUGGAGUUUAUGAGCAAUGUUUCUAGAGCAGACUCUUUACUUUUUCUUCCUAGUGAACACUCUUUAGGGAUUGUGAUUCUGAGAGCUGAAAUCUAAACCCCAGGACUUUAUCAUAUGUAGCCGUGGACGCUUGUCUUGGAAUUACAAAAGUAAGUGGUGCCACCCUCACUAAUUUUUGGAUUUAAAGAACUUAAUCAGUACUCACUUCUUGUUUUUCAUAGACCAGUAAGGGGGAAAAAGGUAAUGGGGAAAAAAUCUUAAGAAUCUUAAGUUUAAGUCUUUGUUUAACUUAGCAGAUUCACAUCUGGCUGAGGACUGGAAGUAAUAGUGGAGUAUUUGUAAUUCUAUUCUAGUAAUCAUAAAUGCAACCAGAAAGCAAUCAUGUGGGUGUAAGGAACUCACUAUCUGCCUCAAACCAGAGGCAAUAAGCCUAAGUUUCACUACAGGAGAAAGGAAGAAAAAAGGCUUUUGUUUUGUUUUGUUGAAACCUGCUACUCCAGUUAGA
Enhydra lutris kenyoni (northern sea otter) is the source of this 3313-nucleotide messenger RNA. RefSeq names its product LIM homeobox 8. The record is from RefSeq and is a predicted model, not a curated record. The coding region runs from base 799 to 1839 and encodes 346 amino acids. Gene Ontology annotation, molecular function: RNA polymerase II transcription regulatory region sequence-specific DNA binding; DNA-binding transcription factor activity, RNA polymerase II-specific. Lineage: Eukaryota; Metazoa; Chordata; Mammalia; Carnivora; Mustelidae. Gene Ontology annotation, cellular component: nucleus. Gene Ontology annotation, biological process: regulation of transcription by RNA polymerase II; neuron differentiation; forebrain neuron development. The transcript has 10 exons.